AGCCUUCCUCAUGCAGACAAAUACGUGAAGGCCUAAAAUUUGCUAGAAAAUGAAGCAGCAUCGAUAACAUAGCUAUCUUUUGCAUUAGGCGCUUAGCGUGUGCCAUGUGCUAUUUUAUUACUGUGAAGGGAUUAAAUUAGUUAAUCCUCAUAACAUCUCUGCUAUGAAUUUGUUUUUGCUAUUCCCAUCUUAUACAUAGUAAAGGAAGGUUAAGACUGGAAAGUUUUAAAAUUUUUUACAAAAGAUGAAUACUUAUAAAACAGUAAGUUUACAACAAAAUAAGCCCCAUUUUGUUUUGUAUGGAGCUCUGUAUUAUUGCAGUAGGUAUAAUCAAUCUGGAUAUUUUCUGCUUACUUAAUUUAUGUUUAGGUCCUAAGAGAAUCCAAGGCACAAGGGACUGUAUCAAGCUCAACAGACAGAUUCAGAAAAGUUGGGAAGAGGCAGGGAAUGGAUAUGGAACAUAUUAUUAAAUGAACUCGUUGAAGACAAGGAGAGUGUUAGUAAAGAGCUUAGCUAGCUAGAUUAAAGAAAUUGUCUUGCCCCAUCUGUUCUAAUUAGCUUAUGUCUCCUGCUUCAUAUGUCUUCCUGCUGGUUACUUCAGAAAAGAGGUGACAGCUGCUUUGAAAGGAAAUUGUUUUUAUUGACAGUGACUUAAAAUGAUUUUGGAGUGCUUGCUCAUUGUCAAACAUAAAAAUUUAAAUGUUAGCACUUUGGUGUAACAAUUUGUUAUUGGAAACUUUAAGGCUUUGAACUCUGAAUUGAAGAUUCUGCCAUCUCAAGUUGCCUUCAGUUUUUAGCCCAAAUGAUUAUGUUUCCUCUUUUUGGAAAGAUUUCUCUGGGUAUUUUGAUAUUUAUUCUGAUAGAAGGAGACCUUCCAUCAUUUACAGCCUUUGUAACUUCAGCUGAGAUCCAGGAACCCAAGAGUGCAAUUUCUUUUCUCUUGUCUGAAGAAUCUACAGAACCUUCUCUACCAAUGGAAAAGAAACAGCCUCUGGACCGCAGAGAAGCUGAGAGACGAUCAUUACUCAGAAGGCAGCGAGCCAUUCUUUUUCCCAAUGGAGUGAAAAUGUGCCCAGAAGAAAGUGUUGCAGAGACAGUGGCAAACCAUGUGAAGUAUUUUAAAGUCCGAGUGUGUCAAGAAGCUGUCUGGGAAGCCUUCAGGACUUUUUGGGAUCGACUUCCUGGGCAUGAGGAAUAUCGUCAUUGGAUGGAUUUGUGUGAGAAUGGAAUUACAAGUAUUUUUGAGAUGGGCACACAUUUUAGUCAGUCCAUGGAACAUAGAAGCUUAAUCAUGAAGAAACUGACUUCCGCAAAGGAAACUGUAAGCAGCUCUGAAUUUUCAUCUCCAGUUCCUUCAGACCAUACUUCAACAGUGGGAGGUGCUGCUCUCAGGAUUUCAGAUCCAGCAGUGGCUUCUCAUGAAGUUGCCUCAGAGAGCAGCUUGGAAAAAGAAAAGGAGAGUAUCAGCAAUGAAAUUGAGGAUGUAACAGAUGAACCCCCCAAACCAGCAACUGAACAGGUUGCAGAAUUCAGUAUCCACCUUUUGGGGAAAGAGUAUCAGAAAGAGCUCCAGGAUCCUUCUAGCUUUCAUUAUCAGCACCUUGCAGAAGAGUUUAUUUCAGAGGUUGAAAAUGCAUUUUUUGGCUUACCAGGCUAUAAGGAUAUCCGUGUACUUCAGUUUAGGUCCCCAAAGGAAAAUGACAGUGGCAUGGAUGUUCACUAUGCAGUUACCUUCAAUGGUGAGGCCAUCAGCAAUACCACCUGGGAGCUCAUCAGCCUUCACUCCAAUAAGGUAGAAAACCAUGGCCUUGUGGAGUUGGAUGAUAAGCCCACUGCUGUUUAUACAAUUAGCAACUUCAGAGAUUAUAUUGCUGAAACACUGCACCAGAAUUUUUUGCUGGGAAAUUCCUCCUUGGAUCCAGAUCCCGAUUCCCUUCAGCUUAUUAGUGUGAGAGGAGUUUUGCUUCCCCAACCUGAAGACCCUAUUUUGAAUAGACAAAGUCCAAGUCUGCAGGCACCAUCUCCGACUUUGGAUAAUACCUUUCAAGCUGAAUGGCCCUCAGCAGAUGGAUCCACAGCCAGCAGUAUUUCACCACUUGAUAUCAGCUCUGGUCCUCCCUCAAGCACUGGCAGGGAACUCUCGUCAGAAAGUCCUUUGGGUGAUUUAGUGUCUACACUCGAUUUAGCCUUUCCCUCCAAGGUGGGCCUGGGUCCUUCCCAAGAGGCUUUAGAGGUUAGUGGCUUGACUCUCCAUUCUGUCACCCCAGCAGUGCUUCCCACUGAUGUGCCUGUGGCUGCUGAGGAGGGGACUUCUGGAUCUCACUUAGUAGAAGAUGGAUUAGCUAUUGGCUAUUCUGUGGAUCCAUUGCCUUCAAGCUCAUUGACUCAGCCUGUGCCAACAGAAACAGUACUGUCUGUGGAAGACUCUGGUAUAAUCUUAACAACCUCACCGCAUUUGCUUUCUCCUGCCACAUUAGAUAUUAUUACUGAAGAAAUAACUGUACCUUUUGUUUUGGAUUCCCUGGACUUCCAAGUCAAAGAUCAACUAGAAGUGAACACUUUGCUGCCAGAAACAGCCAUGGAAAAAGAGUCCUUAUUUGAAAGUGGCUUUAGUUCUGGGUCUGGGCAAAUGGUGGAUCUAAUUACUUGGCCAUGGAGUAAGAUUUUAUUAGAGAAGAGCACAGAACCAUUGUCCAAAUCAUGGCUUGAAGAGAAGGAUUCACUUUUGCCAGGUGGGGGUGUAGAUGAGGAAUUAGUCAUAGGUGGUGAAAUGAAUUCUGCAUAUCAAAUUAUAGAGCAUCCAGAUUAUGAGCAGGAUGGUAGAUCCACAGACUUUGCAGAAAAGCUUUAUGGUGGACCUUCAGUGCCAUUCAAUGCAGAGACUGCAACGCAGCCUACAUCUCUGAUCAUCUCUGAAUACUCAUCAGAGGCACCUGACACUGAUUAUUACUCAGCUUCGAAAGCUCCCCUUCUACUGGCGUCUGUAGCAAUAUCUUCUUCUAUUGACCAACCAUAUCAAGAUGAUUUCCUAAAGGAGGAAAUAGAACAAGCUACAAAGUCAUCUGAACAUGAAGAACUUGACAGCAAAGAUUCAAUGUUGUGGACUGCCUUGCCAGAAUCAGAGACAGUUUGGGAAGGGACAUCUUCGCUACGAAAAUUGUCCAGAGACACAUUGGCAAGGACACCACAGAGUACCGACAGACUCUGGUCUAAAGCUCCUAUGACACAGUCUCCCAAAUUGCCUCCAACCAUGACCUCCAUCCCACUGGAGGAUGAAGUAAUCGUGGGUGUACAGGACAUUUCAUUAGAGUUGGACCGGGUAGGCACGGAUUACUAUCAGCCUGAGCUAAUUCAAGAGAAAAAUGGCAAGGUUGGUAGUUACAUGGAAAUUUCUACAAAUGUUCACGCCACAGAGAUGGCUGUUGUAGCUCCAUCCACUAAUGGGGGUGACUCAAGCUAUACCCAGACAGGAGGAGCUUUGGUGGUUUUCUUCAGCCUCCGAGUGACUAACAUGAUGUUUUCAGAAGACCUGUUUAAUAAAAAUUCUUUGGAGUAUAAAGCCUUGGAGCAAAGAUUCUUAGAGUUGCUGGUUCCCUAUCUCCAGUCAAACCUCACAGGGUUCCAGAACUUGGAAAUCCUGAACUUCAGAAAUGGCAGCAUUGUGGUGAACAGCCGAAUGAAGUUUGCAGAGUCAGUCCCUCCUAAUGUCAACAAUGCUGUGUACUUGAUUCUGGAAGACUUUUGUACCACUGCUUACCAAACCAUGAACUUGGCUAUUGAUAAAUACUCCCUUGAUGUGGAAUCAGGUGAUGAUGCCAACCCUUGCAAGUUUCAGGCCUGCAAUGAAUUUUCUGAGUGUUUGGUCAGUCCCUGGAGUGGAGAAGCACAAUGCAAGUGCUAUCCUGGAUACCUGAGUGUGGAUGACCUGCCGUGUCAGAGUCUCUGUGACCUACAGCCUGACUUCUGCUUGAACGAUGGAAAGUGUGACAUUAUGCCUGGGCACGGGGCCAUUUGUAGAUGCCGGGUUGGUGAGAACUGGUGGUAUCGCGGUGAGCACUGUGAGGAGUUUGUCUCUGAGCCUUUGGUCAUAGGCAUCACCAUUGCUUCCAUGGUUGGACUUCUCCUGGUCUCUUCUGCUGCUAUCUUCUUCCUUGUUAAGACUCUUCAAGUUCACUCAAUCAGGGGAGAAGGAGAGAGGCAAUUUAGGCAGCCCGACAGCCUCUCAUUCGUUGAGAAUGCUGUGAAGUGCAAUCCUGUGUUUGAAGGCCACGAGGCUGGAUGUGAGCUCUAUGAGGCAGCCGGUCUACAGCAUCCCUUCUACAGCUCUGCUAGUGAAGAGGUGCUUGGUGGCCUGAGCAGAGAGGAAAUCAGGCAGAUGUAUGAGAGCAGUGGGCUUUCCCAAGAGGAAAUUCAAGAGAGAAUGAGAGUGUUGGAACUGUAUGCCAAUGAUCCUGAGUUUGCAGCUUUUGUGAGAGAGCAUCAAAUGGAAGAGCUUUAACCAUAUCCCGUGAUUAGAAGCCUGGAGAAGAUGGGGAUCACUUGUUACCCAUUUCAUAUAAUUAACAUGGAUUUUAAAUCCUGUGUUGAAAGAAGACUUUUACCUUAGUGAAUAGAAGUUAAAUAUGAAAGUAUACUUUUUUUCCAGUACAAAUUUCAGAAUGUAGUAACAGGAGUGGCAGUUUUUAGUUGUACGAAGACAAAAGCUAUGCUUAAAGAAAUUUAAGACUAUGUGAGUUCUGGGAACUAUUUCGCAAAGAAAAAGCAGAUCUUGGCGUUCUGGUUGCAUUUGUUGUUGACUUCUGAAUCUCUACGGGUGUCUCUCAGAACUGUGCCUCAACUUGUCCAGCAGGAAAAUAAGGUGAGAUGAUGAAGGAGAAUUAGUAGUAAGCCAAUAUUUCAUUUUAUUAUUUCUUAUUGUCAGCUGGGACGGGGGAAGCCUUUGAAGCAAUCUUAAUAUAGUUUAUGUAGCCAGGUACUCAGCUAUAUAGAUGUUUAAGUUUUAUUUUUAAAACCAACCCCCCAGGAGGUUUUUGAUUGCUGUAUUAUAGAAUUAGGCUACAUUUUAUUAACUAUAAAGAUUUUGAAUUUCCUGAGCAUAAUGGUGAAGACUACAUUAUUGUUAAGCAUGUUGGUAUUGUUUUUUUCAAGUUUUCAAUAGUAAUACAUAUAAGACUUUUUAGAAGAUUACAUAAAAUGGAAUUAAAAGAUGUUUCAGUGCAAAAAUUUUUGAAGGCUAGGCAUAGCUCUUUUUUUUUUUUAUAACAUGCAUUUGCAUGAACUUUUGGAAAUACCCUCAUUUGUGUAGUUUGGGAGAUUCACUUAGACUACAAUUGUAGUCACCUGGGCUGGGAGGGAGUGGAUCAAUGCCACAGUGCUGAGAAGUCUUACUUUGCUGAUUGACAGGGCGCUGAGUGAGCACUAACUUAUUUUUUGGCAAAUCCUGAAUUUCUCUAACACCUGGA
This is a messenger RNA of Ochotona princeps (American pika), 5462 nucleotides long. It is a transcript of the gene IMPG2, whose product is annotated as interphotoreceptor matrix proteoglycan 2. Lineage: Eukaryota; Metazoa; Chordata; Mammalia; Lagomorpha; Ochotonidae. The transcript has 19 exons. The record is from RefSeq and is a predicted model, not a curated record. Bases 803 to 4498 code for a protein of 1231 amino acids. Gene Ontology annotation, molecular function: heparin binding; hyaluronic acid binding. Gene Ontology annotation, biological process: visual perception.